CACGUACAGACACUUGUACUACAGAUUAAGGUUAAUAUAUCUGUAUUCACUUCUCCAGACUGCUAGUAGCUCAUAUUGAACACGUUCUAUAUUUAAAUUUUAUCGUGAAUAGCUUCAAAUUACGUCCCAUAUUUUAACCGAGGCUAUGUAUACAUGUACAUGGUCACUGUGACGGGUUAUGGCCGUAUACCUAAUCACACACACACUAAUAAUCUUUGUCAUUACUGAGCUUAAACCUAUUCAAACUUAUCGAUUUCUUGACCUGAUAUAAUACAGUUCACAUAUCUGAAAUCCCCAUUGUCUACAGCCUACAUUCGAGCUGAAAAUUAUCAACAGUAAAUUGUACUGUCGAAAUCGGAGGCAUGACACAUGUGUGAAUACUCUAUACUGUUUGUUUUAACCGAAAACUUUCGACUGGUAUCAACUAAACGGGCCUCUACAACACUGGUCCUAUAGUAGUAGACAUCAUUUGAAUUAACUGCCACCAUGACAAAAUUCUUCGGAUCAUGGGAGAUGAACGAUCGUUGUGAGAAAUCAGAGAAUUUUCUCAACUUCUGCAAAGCUGUGGCCAUGAAGCCUGAAGAGAUAGAAUACUACAAAAAGAUGCAAGAGACGAUUACCUACUCCGGUCAAGGUGAACAAUGGGUUUGCGAAAUAUCGAUGGGGGAAAACAAAAGCAAGCACGAAUUCAAACUUGGAAUUAAAAACCCACCGGAAAAGGGAAUUGACGGUUCAACAUUCUGUAUUGAGCCGACAUUAGAAUCUGAGGAUAGACUCGUGGAAAUAGCCACAACAAUGUUGCUAGGAAAAGACAAAGAGAUUGUCACUAGGACCGAGAGGAUCCUGACCGCUCCAAAUAAAAUGAAAUCAAUUGUGACUGACGUAGCAUCGGGGGUCUGCAUGUCGUUUGAUGCAACACGGAAGUGACGUUAUAAUGUUCAUCCGGAAUGAGUAGUCCUCACAUACAACUCAGGGCAGAGAAUUAGUGAUGAUCAGCUGAUGCUAACACCAUAAACGCAAUAAACAGUGUACAUUCUUGUUAUUGAAAUGUGUAUUUUCUACACUUGUUCGUACCUCUCGUGAAAUAUAUGUAAACGAGUAAUGUUUUUAAACGUUGACGACAAAAAAUAAAUAAAGCUCUGUUUGAUUGAC
Mizuhopecten yessoensis (Yesso scallop) is the source of this 1152-nucleotide messenger RNA. RefSeq lists its product as uncharacterized. Bases 487 to 927 code for a protein of 146 amino acids. The record is from RefSeq and is a predicted model, not a curated record. Lineage: Eukaryota; Metazoa; Mollusca; Bivalvia; Pectinida; Pectinidae. The transcript is spliced from 4 exons.